CACAAAUGGGCUACGAUUGGUAUGCUUAGAAAUUGGCUUUGGUUCUCUGUGGGAUCAAGGCGGUUUUCAGUUGUAAAUUUUUCUUAGAGAGCCAAAUUGAAAGAUUAAUCGCGAUUUCACGGAGGUUUUGCAUGAGUUCAUUGAAAGCACCACGGCAGUUGUAAACAUUGGCCAAGAUGACUCAUGUCCUGGAUUUGUUCAAGAGGAGUUGGAAAUCGUACAAAUACCGAUUUCUUCCAUGGUUGGCGUUUAAUUUGCCUCAGCAGGUCAAAAACCAAUCUGCAGAGUUUUUGAAAGCUGAUGAAGCUUAUAUCAAAGAACUCUUCGAAUUAUUUCAAGUUUUCACCAAGCCCAAAUUGGAACUUCUGUUCCGAGACAAUGCCAAACGAUGGAACCAUUUCUCGGAACUCAAUAAAGUUAACAACAAUGUCUUGCUCGAGCAAUUUGGAUUUAAGGUCGGGGUUCAAACGAGUAAUAUCUCCGGGAUGAAUGGCCUUGGUGUUUUUGUCACAGAGGGAUAUAUACGUCAGGGUCAGUUGGUGGCUCUGUAUCCGGGAGCCAUAUAUGAGCCUUUUCAGCCCAUUUUGUUCCAAUCCAUACGCAACCAAUACAUUCUAAGAUGUGCGGAUGGGAUCAACAUUGACGGCAAUAAUCGAGGAUUGUCUAGAAUGGUCUACAAAUCUUUGUAUGGUCGGGAGAGGUGGGGCCACACCCCAAUAUGCGACGUCAGUUGGUUGGAUAGGCGUUUUCGUCCGGUGAACCCGCUAAAUAUCGGUCAAAUCGUAAACAACGGAGACCAAACGCUCUACCCCAGUAAUGUCAUGUACCAUGAGCUCAAUAUCCAUCCUGAAGAAGUGGAUCCAAGACUCAGGAUAUUCUUACCAAAUAUACAUUACGAGUCCACCUGUGGUGUAAGAGCCAAACAAAUUCGGUUGGUCCCGCUGAUUGCCACCAAAGAAAUCAAUGUAGGAGACGAAUUGUAUUCGUCCUAUUUCUCAACGGUCUCUUCUCGCUAAUAAAGUAUAUUCUAUAAUUCCUUCCCUAA
Messenger RNA from Tigriopus californicus, 1045 nucleotides. RefSeq names its product SET domain-containing protein 9-like. Lineage: Eukaryota; Metazoa; Arthropoda; Copepoda; Harpacticoida; Harpacticidae. The transcript has 2 exons. The record is from RefSeq and is a predicted model, not a curated record. Bases 177 to 1016 code for a protein of 279 amino acids.